Messenger RNA from Phoenix dactylifera (date palm), 3370 nucleotides. Its product is annotated as nodulin homeobox-like. Lineage: Eukaryota; Viridiplantae; Streptophyta; Magnoliopsida; Arecales; Arecaceae. Gene Ontology annotation, biological process: flower development. Gene Ontology annotation, molecular function: single-stranded DNA binding. The record is from RefSeq and is a predicted model, not a curated record.
UCAACCUUAGGUCUUUUCCCGUCCCUUCCGGUUUCCACUUUCCACCCCCGAAGCCAAGUGCAGAUUUCUUCGUUUUGUCCGCGGCCCGCCCACCGACCCGAAACCUCACCUCGCCGUGACGUCCCCACCGUCCGUUCCGCCUGCCGCGCGAUCGACACCGCCCAUCUCAUCCUCGCCGGUCCUCCUGCAACUCUUCGGCAGCAAAUCCGUCCUUUGGACUCCCAAACCAUCGGCUGUUCGAUUUGGUUUCCAGAGAUGAGACAUGUCAGGGAGGAAUCCUCCUCCAGCAAGGAUCAGAUCAUUGACUUAAUCUUAGCCAUUGGAGAGUUACAUGGAUUAAAUUCUAGAGAGCUCAACAAAUUGUUGAAAAAAUCUGAGAAUUUCACCAUACAAUGCAAAACAGAAAAUGGAUCUCUGAGACAGAUUGAUAUGGAGAAACUUGCAUCUUCUCUCCCUCUACACCUUAUUGCCGUCCUUUUGUCACCUGAGAGGGAUAUGCACAUGGGACAUGUGCUUCGUGGUGUUCGGCUUUUACAUACUCUGUCUGAUCUGGCAAUUCGCCAUGCUAGACUUGAGCAGAUUCUGCUUGAUGAUGUAAAGCUGUCUGAACAAAUACUGGAUCUGGUGUUCUACAUGUUAAUUGUUCUUGCACAUCGUAAGCAGGCUAAACAAAUUGAAAGUCCCCCCCUUCUGCACCCGGCGCUUGUUGCCUGCAGCCUUCAUCUUUUGACAGGUUAUUUUUCAUCCCAGUGGCAUGAACUUGUGCUUAUUCUGAAUGCACAUCCCAAGGUUGAUAUGUAUAUUGAUUCAGCUUUUGAUGCUGUGCAUGAAGACAUUAAAAUAUUACAUAGCGAGUUUUCUGAAUUAAACAAUGAAGUCCUAUGCAACAAAUCCAGUCUCCCUGCUGCUGAAAGAACAGCCCACUAUAUUUGUCAACAGACCGAGGCUUCAUUGCAGUUUCUUUUAUUCUUGUGCCAGCAAAAGGUGAUCCGGGACCGUGUCCUUAAACACAAGGAACUAUGUAAAAAUGGGGGCAUCCUUUUACUGGCUCGUAUGAUUCUAAAGUUAAAUGUUCCACAUUGUUUUAAGGAGUCUUUUGACAUAGUGGCUACUGUAUCCAGGCUGAAGGCAAAAAUUCUAUCUAUUUUGUUGCAGCUGUGUGAAGCAGAGAGUAUUUCUUACCUUGAUGAGCUUGCUAGUUCCCAAAAGACCAUGCACCUAGCAAAAUCUGUUGCAUUAGAGUUCCUUAAUCUGCUGAAGAGUGCAUUCAGACGAGAAGCCAAACAACUUGGUGAUUCUCAUGACAAGAGCAGCCGGAUGGGCCUUGUGCUUCUUAAUGGAUUGUGUCUAUCUGAUAUAUUUUCUGAUGAUUCAAAUUUCCGGUCUUUCUUUAUGACUAAUAUAAUUCCAGUUCUUGUUGAAAUUUUAGCGAUUCCCCAUGAUGAGUUCUUAUCAAGUUGGUGCUCUGUCAAUAUACCAAUGGUAGAGGAAGAUGCUAAUCUUGAGUAUGACCCAUUUACUGCAGCUGGUGUGGCCUUAUCUACUCUAAAUAAUGGCUGUGAGAGUGCUCAAUCAGCACCGAUUCUUCUGGUCGAAACUAAUUAUGCAUGCCCAAGCAGUUUCAGUGGCAUGCCUUCAGUUGCAUAUGCACAGCAAAGAACAUCAUACUUAGUCAAAAUAAUAGCAAAUCUGCAAGUUUUCGUUCCUAAUAUAUGCGAAGAAGAAGAAAAGGAUUUAUUCCUCAACAAAUUUCACAAGUAUAUGCUUAUGGAGAUCCUUCAGUUAUCCAAAUACCCCUCGAGUUCUUGUAUAGAGCAGACUACCACAAUUUGUAAAAACUUAAGUUCUUUAUCUGACUAUGCAAGAUCUUUGACUCCCAACCUAUUGAACGAUGAGGAUGUGCAUCUUUUAAGUGUAUUCUCUGAUCAACUGCAAAGAUCAGUUGAACCACAUAUUAGAAACAAUUUGGUUCAGCUGCUCCUCAAAGAUAAAGGUACAUCAGGCAACAAAGAUGGAUAUACAAUGCAGCAGUCUUCACUUAAUUGGACUCAAGUUUCAAAUCCCUAUAUCAACAAAUGCCAGCAGGAUGCUCAAAGUAACGGGAGGACUGCAUCAUCUCUAAUGAGAAAACUAGAUGCAAGUGCUCAAGAAGAGUCUCCAAUCUUUAAUACUAAUGAUGUUGAUGUGAAAGGGAGAACUCCAGAAGGUUCCCUCCAAGAGCUAGAUCAGCUUAAUGUUACAAGUAAUCAGAUUGAGAACUUUGAAACAAAAGAGCAUGCAAAAGAAAGUGGCUUCCAGGAAGAUGAGAAAGCAGAGAGUGUCCAGGGUGAAGAAAAGCAACCAAGAAAGAGAAAACGAAAUAUUAUGAAUGAGAAGCAGAUAUUUUUAAUUGAAAAGGCCCUCCUGGAGGAACCUGAAAUGCAGAGAAAUGCGGCUUCAUUGCAGUCAUGGGCAGAUAAGCUGAGUUGUCAGGGCUCAGAAAUUACAUCCUCUCAGCUAAAGAACUGGCUAAACAAUAGGAAAGCGAGACUUGCUCGUGCUGCCAGGGGAGCCCGAGCUCUAUCUGAAGGGGAAAUUGUCUAUCCAGAUAAGUCCGGUGGGGCCAGCAUGUCCCAUUCCUAUGACUCCCCGGAGAGUGCUGGUGAAGAAUUCUAUGUUCCAUCUACCAGAGGAAGCAGUCACCUAUCCAUUCCCAGAUCUAGUGGCAAGAUGAGAAGAGCAUCAAGCACUGAGGAUAAUGACAUGAUGAUCCGUCGUGAUUUUGUAAAUGGAGUUCAGCAAAACCGCCCUUCCGCAAGAUCCGUUUCAUUUGAACCCGGCCAGUUUGUUAUGUUGGUAGAUUUAGAGGGCAAGGAAGUUGGGAAAGGUAAGGUGUUUCAGGUAGAAGGUAGAUGGCAUGGGAAGAGCUUGGAUGAUAGCAGCCUGUGCAUCGUGGAUGUCACAGAGCUCGAGACUGAUAAAUGGAAAGAGGUUCAACACCCUUCAGAAGCUGCUGGAAGGACAUUUGAGGAGGCUGCUGCAAGGAAUGGUGGUGUUAUGAGGGUUGCAUGGAAUGUCAUCAGAAUCGUGUUAUUGUCUCGAUAAACUGUCUUUUCUAAUGCGUAACCGGAGGCUUCUGACUUCUGACGGUGUAAGAAGUUAGCUGAUCUCAAGAUUUCAGUGUUGUGUUUAUUCAGAGGUCCUGAUCUGGUUAGAGAGCAGAGUAUGUGUCAAUAUAGAGCCAUUGUGAGAAGCAGUCGUUGUUACUGUUACUCCCCAUAUAAAAUUAAGUUAAUCUCAUAUACAGUGGCAAAUUCUGAUGUCAUAUACAGUUAAGCUUUUUUUGUCAAUGGUCAAAUUUUAAGUAAUUGCAGCAUAGAUAUACACAGAA